AUGCAAAUGAGAGAUGCCUCGAGAAUAACAAGAAACUCUACCACACAUGGCCAUGAUACCAUUGUGCAGAUCAUGCAUAUUAACCAGCGUAUCCGAAUUAAAACCCAAGAAGCCGAAUCCCUCUCAAAUUUCUUCUAAAAAGUAUUUUAUCAUUUGAUUAUAUGUUAAAUUGUUGUAUAGUUGAUCCUCUACUUUGAGAUAGAAUAGGGUCUCAAUCAGCUUGGACUUUUGGAAAGAAAAGGCAAAGGAAAAUAUGAAUUCAUAUCAGAAAAAGGCGACAUUCAGCCAGAUCACCUAUACUAUCUUUACUUCAAAGAAAAACCAGAUAAGAUAUCUCCUUCACAUAAUUUGGAAGAAGAAACUAAAAAGUUAGUACUCGAAUAGUCCCACAACCAACUCUGGUUCAUUGUCUAGAAGAUAUAACAACAGCUAUAGCCAGUUUCAGGGUGUUAGUCUUUCUUCAUGUAAGAUUGUUUGCCACCCUUAUCAUGUUAUCUAGCUUAAAUUGAGAAGGUUAAAAGACCAAAGGAUGAAAAGAAGAUCCUAAUUUGUCCUUUUGAAAAAUGUUUAAAGGAGUUUUCAGAAACAGGAAAUUUGAAAACUCAUAUGAGAACCCAUACUGGUGAGAGACCGUUUGUAUGCUAGUAAUGCGGUCAAUAGUUUAUAACAAAAGGCCACCUUCAAGCUCAUGAACUAACUCAUACUGGUGAAAAACCUUUCAACUGCAAUUUCUAGGGCUGUAACAAAAGAUACUCUAGAGCUGGUCGUCUAAAAAUUCAUUAACGCCUUCAUACCGGUGAAAGACCCUUUGUUUGUCAGAUGGAAGGAUGUGAGAAAGCGUUCAGAGAGAAAGGCAAUUUACUCACCCACAUGCGAAUUCAUAAUGGUUAGAAGCCCUUCAGAUGUGAUUUUGCGGAUUGCGACAUGAUGUUUACAACACAAGGACAUUUAACCGAUCAUAAAAGGAGACACUCAGGAGAGCGUCCUUAUAUCUGUGAGGUGUGUAACGAUAAAUUCAUGAGAUCAAGUACCUUGAAGAUUCAUAUGAGAAGACACACAGGGGAGAAGCCUUACAAGUGUGAUAAGUGUGACCGUGCAUUUUCAGAGAGUGGGAAUUUAAGAACCCAUCUUAAAACUCAUGAGGAUGAACGUUUUGACUGUUUUAGUCCACUUGGAAAGAGAAUGAAGAGGGAAAGCAAGUUCUCUACUCCCAGGAGUGGUUUUUCAUCCAAGAAAAGGACUCUGAAGGCUAUCUCUAAAAACAACAUGCACGAGAAUAACUUUUCUGAGGAGCCUUACUCACCUGAUUCAAUAAAACCGAUGCCUUAACUUCAGUUAGACUUUAAAGCUAACCAUAACAGUCAUAACCACAACAACAAUAACAUUCAAUUAAGAAAAGGAAGCGGUCAGAUAAAUAGUUCUUAAAAUUAGGGAUAGAUGAUUUAGAGAUAAAAUCAUCCUGCCUAAUCCCCAAUGAAAGAAGAAGACAUUAAAAUUCCUCUUGUAAAACAAGAUAACGCUAUGCCUAAUGAAAACUAUGGAAAUUUUCUAAUAAACCUAAAUGAACCAUAAAGCGUCACUUAAUCCUACAUCUAAUAGUAACCAUCAUAACAAGGCCUCUUAUUGAAUCCUUUUUCUCCAUCAUCAAUCUUAAAUCAAAACUAGUUAAGUCAGUUUUCAUCUCCUAGAUUCAACCAAUACCAUUAGUAGCAUCAACAUCUGUUGACUCUAAACACACCAACUGAUACCAAUACAAUGAGAAUAAAUGCUAGAAAGAUCUAAAAUUAGUAACCGAUGCAAUAAUUUUAAGAUAUUAAGAAAAUGUAAUAAAAUCAAUAGUACAUUUAACAGGUAAAUUCAAAUAAAUUCUCACCUCUGGGUGGUUAGCUUAGCUACCUUGAUUCACCUGAUAUGAAUUAGCAUCAUCACGGUAUUAUCGUAAACAGCUAAGUAUAGAAUGCUAAAUUAAUGACAGAUAUGUCACCCUUAUACAGAAAAAAUGACGGCCAAGUUUUGAAACUAGGAAAUACUUCUAAUGUGAGUCAAAUCAUUUAGAGUUAGCCUCAAUAUUAGAUUAUUAGCUAAGCUCCAUAAAUACAGGCUUAGCCUUAGAUAUAAAUUAUUAGUAGUAGCGUACAAGGAUAGUAAUCUACUACAAAUUAAGAGGAAGAAGCUUAAUCUUUCAGUAGUCUCGCUAAGUUUUGGUAAAAUAGAGGAGGUUCUCAAUCUCCUUGUGUGUCUUAAGAUGCAAGUCCUCUUUUAAGGAAGCCAUCUAUGACACCUCGUAAUGGCAACGAGUGGCAAUAAAACUAUUCUAAUAUGUAAGGAUCAAGCCUCAAACUAAAUAAUUAAAUCUUUAAUCCAUCAGAAAAUUCAGCAUUUAAAAGAGGGUUAUCUCCUAAAGUGAUGAUUGAUCAAAAUGGUCAUCCAGUAAUUCAUAACUUCAACUCUCCAAGUAACACUCCUAAACUGAUUUCUGCAUAAGAGAUGAAUAGACAAAUGCAAAUUAGAAAGAAUUCAUCAUUUUCUAGUUUCUAAUAGCCACAGUAACCUAUGCACAUUAUAGCAGCACAAUAAAGUCAUAUGCUAAGACCCCCCAGUAUAUUAACCCUUAAUUAAUAGCAAUAAAUGUUAAGAGGAAGCCUUUCACCUAAUAAUUUUGAGGACAUGCAGAGUCCAGGUAUUCUCCCUAAACACCAGCAGUUAGGGGCUCAAAAUUAACAACAGUGA
Stylonychia lemnae is the source of this 2730-nucleotide messenger RNA. Lineage: Eukaryota; Ciliophora; Spirotrichea; Sporadotrichida; Oxytrichidae. The record is from the annotation of a GenBank genome assembly.